UAAUUUCAUCAAGUUUAUUUACGAAAAAUUUCAUUUGGUAUACACAUUUCAAAAAUCGCUUUGUAAAAUAUUUAAAAUAAUUUAAUACAAAAAAUCGAUAUUCUAUUCAAUGCACCGACAAUUUACCACCAUUUCAAUGAUUUCCGUUAUAAAAAAAAUAACAGUACACUCCUUUUAAAGUUGUUUACCUCAUAACACUAAGUCAACCAAGUAACAAAACAACUGGAAGAUUUGAAAUUCGAAAAAAUCUUAGUUCUCGCCUUCAUCACCUUCCUCCUCCUCGUCGAAUUCGCCCUCCUCUUCAGCGGUCGCGUCUUGGUACUGUUGGUACUCGGACACCAAAUCGUUCAUGUUGCUCUCGGCCUCAGUGAACUCCAUCUCGUCCAUUCCCUCGCCGGUGUACCAAUGCAAGAAAGCCUUCCUUCUGAACAUCGCCGUAAACUGCUCGGAUAUCCUCUUAAACAGCUCCUGUAUGCAAGUCGAGUUACCUAUAAACGUCGACGACAUCUUCAAACCUCUGGGAGGAAUAUCACAAACGGCAGUCUUCACGUUGUUCGGUAUCCAUUCCACGAAGUAGCUGCUGUUCUUGUUCUGAAUGUUCAACAUCUGCUCGUCCACCUCCUUCAUAGACAUCCUGCCCCUGAAGAUGGCGGCCACAGUCAGGUAGCGGCCGUGUCUCGGGUCGCAAGCGGCCAUCAUGUUCUUGGCGUCGAACAUUUGCAAUACCAAUUCGGGCACGGUGAGCGCCCUGUAUUGCUGGCUGCCCCUCGACGUAAGAGGCGCGAAGCCGGGCAUGAAGAAGUGCAAUCGCGGAAAAGGCACCAUGUUUACAGCCAGCUUUCUCAAAUCAGAGUUCAAUUGACCGGGGAAUCGUAGACAGGUAGUAACGCCGGACAUCGUAGCAGAUACCAAAUGGUUCAAGUCUCCGUACGUAGGGGUAGUGAGCUUCAAAGUUCUAAAGCAAAUGUCGUACAGGGCCUCGUUGUCUAUGCAGUAGGUUUCGUCGGUGUUCUCAACCAAUUGGUGUACGGACAAGGUUGCAUUGUACGGUUCAACGACAGUGUCAGAUACUUUAGGCGACGGUACAACCGAGAAAGUGUUCAUAAUCCUAUCGGGGUAUUCCUCGCGAAUCUUCGAAAUGAGCAACGUACCCAAGCCGGAACCGGUGCCGCCUCCCAGAGAGUGGGUCAACUGGAAGCCCUGCAUGCAAUCGCACCCUUCCGCCUCCUUUCUCACCACGUCCAAGACGGAGUCCACCAGUUCGGCGCCUUCCGUGUAGUGGCCUUUCGCCCAGUUGUUGCCGGCUCCGCUCUGGCCGAACACGAAGUUGUCGGGUCGGAAUAUCUGGCCGAAGGGCCCCGAUCGAACCGAAUCCAUCGUGCCGGGCUCCAGGUCGACGAGCACGGCCCUCGGCACGUACUUGCCGCCCGUCGCUUCGUUGUAGUACACAUUUAUGCGUUCUAAUUGUAGAUCGGAAUCGCCAUGAUAGGUUCCCGUCGGGUCUAUUCCGUGCUCGUCUGAGAUUACUUCCCAAAACUGAAAAAAAUUCACACGGUUUCGUGUUAAUAAUAUCGCGGGGCGAACGCUCGUAUGUGAAAUUAAACUUACUUUAGCUCCUAUUUGAUUUCCACAUUGGCCCGCUUGAAUAUGAACAAUUUCUCUCAUUUUACGUUAUUUUUUAAAAUCUUAUCUUAAUAAUAUUAUUUAAACGAAUUCCUACUGUUAAGGUGAUGUUUGUUUUCGUUACUAGGUGAUGAAAUUGUUUCAAAUGCCACCCCUGUUUUCUUGCAUCACGACUCAUCAAUUAUACUCCCCAAAAUAAACAAUUGAACAAAUAAUAUGUACAGUAUGUUGAAAAAAAAAUAAAAUAAAAUAUAAAAAAAAUUUGUAAUAAUCUCAAAUAUAGUUAUUUAGGAAACAAUGCAAUAAAAUGUAAAAAAUAGGGGAUAUUUUAUCCUAAUACACCAUAACAAAUCAGCUGCGUCCUGUAGUACCCGUUAAACAGUGGAAAUAAGGGUAACUUCUUUGCCGGUUUUCUUCAGCACCUCCAGGAUUUCUUCGGCACUCAGCGAUGAUUUUACCUUCACUUUUUGUUCCUCUAAACUAAUGUCGACUUCAUCGACGCCUUUCCCCUUUAAUUUGCCCAAAACUCUAUCUACUGCUCCGGAACACCCCUCGCAAGUCAUUUUAACGUUGAAUUCGUAGACGUUGGCCAUCUCGCUUCGAUUUACCACUCAAAAAUUGUAUUUUACUAUUAAUACUUCGGCGAAUAUUUAAAAUAUUUAGGAGAUAACUCGCCGAUUUAACCAAUCUUUUAUCUUUUUAUUUGUAAUUGUAAUUUAACAUGGCUGACCUCCAAGUGUUACCAACUUUAACAAAUGUUACUAAAUUAAAAGUGCCUAUUAUCAUAUUCAUAAGAGACCAAAAUUUGCAUAAAAAAGAAGCUCAACUUCGACAACGUCAAAAUCAACUGAUUGCGUGAGUAUCGAAAAACAAAAUUAUUUUGAAAAUCAAAUGUGGUGGAAGGGUGUUAGUUAAAAUUGUUGUAAAUUAAAAUGAGAAUUGUCCGCAGUUUUUAUGUCGUACCUAGCUAACCCCGUGUUUAUGACAAUUAGCAAAAAGAAUAUAAUCAAAUAUUUUCAUGGAUAUUCGAAUAAAUUAGGUUUUUCCAGAAUUUUGAGCAUGUCAACUAAUUUAAAUUCGGCAACAAAUAUUUUCAAUGGAAAAGUGGACAGAUACAAAGGAAUUAUCAUAGACUCACAAAACGAAGGCAAUGUGGAUUUUACGGAAUUUUCCAAAAGACUCACCGAUUCUCUCAAAGUUUGGUCGGAUAAUGAAUACCGAGGCAUUUGGUUUAAAGUCCAUUUAAACCAAUCGGACUGGGUGCCCGAAUUGGCUAAAAACGGCUUCAAAUACCACCACGCCAAAGAGGAGUACGUCAUGAUGUACAAAUGGCUCCCGAAAACCGAAAACUGCAACAUACCCCCUUUCGCUCACACCAUGCUCGGCGUCGGAGCAGUAGUCACCAACGACGCCAACGAAUUACUAAUAGUCCAAGAAAAAUACAAAAUCAGCGACACGUUUCGCUACAAAUUGCCGGGGGGCUAUGUCGAACCAGGCGAGAACAUAGUAGACGCUGCCAUAAGGGAAGUACACGAGGAAACCAACGUAAUGACGGAGUUCCAGAGCGUGUUGACUCUGAGGCACACCCACGGGUCCCAGUACAAUUGCUCUGACGUCUAUGUAGUGGUGCAUUUGAAGGCGUUGAGUAAGGAGAUAACGAAAUGCGAGAGGGAAAUCGCCGAGGCGAGGUGGAUGGGUACCGAGGAGUUUCUGAGGCAUUCGGGCGUGACGCAGUUGAACAAAUUUUUCGUUAGGAAGUAUUUGGAAUAUAAGGAGAACGGUAUCAAGAUAAAUUGCUUCCAUGGGGUACACGAGAUCCUGAAUAAAGCGUACACGAUGUAUUCGGUGACUAAAAACAAUAAGGACGAUCACGAGAAGGAUUUGGAGAAUUUAAAGACCAAAAUGUAGUAACUAAAAUUGUAAAAUUUUACUUAAAGUAAAGCGAUUUUUUCACUCGG
Molecule: messenger RNA, 3581 nt
Organism: Phyllotreta striolata
Lineage: Eukaryota; Metazoa; Arthropoda; Insecta; Coleoptera; Chrysomelidae
Source: the annotation of a GenBank genome assembly